Molecule: messenger RNA, 1095 nt
Organism: Puccinia triticina
Lineage: Eukaryota; Fungi; Basidiomycota; Pucciniomycetes; Pucciniales; Pucciniaceae
Exons: 7
Coding region: 1-1095 (364 amino acids)
Biological process (GO): G protein-coupled receptor signaling pathway
Cellular component (GO): heterotrimeric G-protein complex
Molecular function (GO): G-protein beta/gamma-subunit complex binding; G protein-coupled receptor binding; GTP binding
Source: RefSeq, a predicted model, not a curated record
AUGGGGUGUGUGGGUUCUAAGCAGCUUCCAGAGGCCCAACAUAUCAGCUUCUACAUCGACAAACAAAUCUACAAGGAUAAAGUCGCGCUCCGGAACGAAAUCAAAAUGCUUCUACUGGGCGCAGGCGAAUCAGGCAAAUCGACCAUCGUCAAGCAAAUGAAGCUCAUCCAUCAAGGCACAUACACGGGCGCCGAAAGGGAAUCAUACAAGGGGCUGAUUUUCUCCAACAUAAUCCACGCCAUCCAGACCCUCCUCACCGCCAUGAAAGCCCUCCAGAUUGACCUCGACGACCCGGCGCUCGAAGCAUCCGCUACCCUUGUCGAGGCGCUGCCCUCGUUCAUGCUCCUGCGCCCGCUUGGCCCUCCAGAAGUCGCUGCGAUCCAGCAGCUGUGGGCCGACGCGGGCGUCCAGCGGGUUUUCGCGCGCGGCCGGGAGUUCCAGGUGAGCGACUCGACGGCCUACUAUCUGGACGGGCUCGGACGGAUCGGCGGGCCAGCCUAUCUGCCAGACGACCAGGACAUCCUGCGCGCUCGCGCCCGCACCCAGGGCAUCGCCGAAUCGUCCUUCCAGGUCGGCCAACUCAACUACCGCCUCCUCGAUGUCGGCGGCCAAAGGAACGAACGCAAGAAGUGGAUCCACUGCUUCGAACACGUCACUGUUAUCGUCUUCUUGGCUGCCCUUAGCGAAUACGACCAGGCCCUUCGAGAGGAUACCUCCGUCAACAGAAUGGUCGAAGCUCUCAACCUCUUCGACUCCAUCUGUAACUCACGUUGGUUCACGAAAACAGCGAUGAUCCUGUUCCUGAACAAGACCGACCUGUUCAGACAGAAACUGCACCUCUCCCCCAUCCACCUCUUCUUCCCCGACUUUGCGCCCCCUCCUCUUCUCCAUACCAAGGAGCAGGACGACAAUGCGAUCUGGAAAAGCGGCGCCGAGUUCUUCUCGAACAAGUUUCGAGCCCUCAACCAAACCCCCUCCAAGCAGAUAUAUGUGCAUUUGACAUGCGCAACCGACACCUCCCAGAUCCGCCUCGUUCUGGCUCACGUCAACGAUAUUAUCAUCCAACUCAACUUGAGCGAAUACGGGCUCAUGUGA